Messenger RNA from Camellia sinensis, 3181 nucleotides. Lineage: Eukaryota; Viridiplantae; Streptophyta; Magnoliopsida; Ericales; Theaceae. The record is from RefSeq and is a predicted model, not a curated record.
GAGGCUAUUUUCGUCAUACCGAGCACAUUCUCUCUCUCUCUCGCUCUCUCUCUCUCUCUCGUCAGUCUUUUGUCCUGAUCAACAUGAACUACGAUCAAAGGCUCAUCGCGGCGGCGAAGUUCGUCUUCGCCGCAGACUCACGAGCAGGCCACUCUCCGGUCAACCCCGCCGACUUUGGCGUUACGGCCACGCUUAAACCUCACCAAAUCGAAGGACUUUCAUGGCUGAUACAAAGAUAUCAGAUAGGCGUCAAUGUCAUUCUCGGAGAUGAGAUGGGACUGGGGAAAACUUUGCAAGCUAUUUCUUUCUUGAGCUAUUUGAAAGUUUGUCAGAUGUCACCUGGGCCAUUUUUGGUUUUAUGUCCUCUCAGUGUGACUGAUGGUUGGGUAUCAGAGGUGGCCAAUUUCGCUCCAAGUUUAAGAGUCCUUCGCUAUGUUGGAGAGAAGGAUCAUCGAUGCUAUCUACGCAGGAAAAUGUCUGAGCAUGUAAAAGAGCAGUCUUCACAGUCUGAUGUACUGUCGUUUCCUUUUGAUGUGCUAUUGACUACGUACGACAUAGCAUUGAUGGAUCAGGAUUUUCUUUCUCAAAUACCAUGGCAUUAUGCAAUUAUUGAUGAAGCUCAAAGACUUAAAAACCCUUCCAGUGUAUUGUAUAAUGUACUCAGAGAGCGCUUUGUCAUGCCAAGACUGUUAUUGAUGACUGGCACUCCUAUUCAGAACAAUCUCACUGAACUUUGGGCUUUAAUGCAUUUUUGUAUGCCUUCAAUCUUUGGGACGCUGGAGCAGUUCCUUUCUACAUUUAAGAAAGCUGGAGAUCCUUUAUCAGGUCAUGAUGCAGCUGAAGUUAAGGGACUAUUUAAAAUCUUGAAAUAUAUAUUGGGAGCUUUUAUGCUUCGAAGAACAAAAUCUAAGCUUAUUGACUCUGGAACUCUUGUGCUGCCACCUCUUACUGAGAUCACAGUGAUGGCACCCUUGGUGAACCUGCAAAAGAAGGUGUACAUGUCAAUAUUGAGAAAGGAGCUUCCCAGACUUCUUGCAUUCUCUUCUGGAGCUUCUAAUCAUCAAUCCUUGCAGAAUAUUGUAAUGCAGUUACGAAAAACAUGCAGCCAUCCUUACCUCUUCCCUGGUAUUGAGCCUGAGCCUUAUGAAGAGGGCGAACACCUGGUUCAGGCCAGUGGUAAACUUAUAAUCUUGGACCAGCUACUUAAAAAGCUACAUGACACUGGACAUCGUGUUCUUCUGUUUGCUCAAAUGACCCAUACACUUGACAUAUUACAGGAUUUCAUGGAGUUAAGGAAAUAUUCUUAUGAGCGUCUAGAUGGAUCAAUUCGGGCAGAGGAGCGCUUUGCUGCAAUAAGAAGUUUCAGUCAGCAAUCAGUCAAAGGGAGUUUUAAGCCUGAAGCUGAUCAAAGUGGUGCAUUUAUCUUUAUGAUUUCUACAAGAGCUGGGGGAGUUGGCCUGAAUCUUGUUGCUGCUGAUACAGUUAUAUUUUAUGAGCAAGACUGGAAUCCCCAGGUCGAUAAACAGGCUCUUCAGCGGGCACACCGGAUUGGUCAGAUAAAUCAUGUCUUGUGUAUAAACUUAGUUACUGGACAAACAGUUGAGGAGGUUAUCCUUCGGAGAGCAGAGAAAAAGUUGCAGCUAAGCCAUAAUGUUGUAGGAGAGGAUCUUAUGGACCAUGAAGGAAAAGAAACAACAGGAGCUGAAGCUGGUGACUUGAGAUCUGUCAUAUUUGGUUUAAAUUUGCUUGAUCCUACAGAGAUGAGUAAUGAACAACCUGAUCAACUGAAUAUGUCCGAAUUGCAUGUUAUGGUUGAAAAGGUAAUUGCAUUGCGCUACAAACAACAAUCAGACAAGGAUGAUAGGAAGUUUGAGGUCAAUCCAAUGGAUCUAUUAAAUGGACAUGACCUUGUGAAAAAAGAUCCCACUUCUGUUGCUUAUCCUGGUUUUGAUGAAGCUUCAUAUCUCUCAUGGGUUGAGAAGUUCAAAGAAGCAUCAGAGUCACGUGAUAGUCCUGUUUUGGAGUUGGGAAAUAGGAGAAACUUACCUGAGGAAAAGCAACAGAGAGCUGAGGCUGCAAGGAAGAAUGCAGAGGAGAAGAAAGUGUCCAAAUGGGAAGCUCUUGGAUACCAUUCCUUGUCUGUCAAUGAUCCUAUCUGCCCUCCCAAUGGUGAUAUGAUGUCAGAUUCAGGUUCUGUUCAUUUUGUUUAUGGAGACUGCACACGUCCAUCAAAAAUUUGUCCAUCAGAUCCUGCAAUCAUAUUCAGCUGUGUUGAUGACUCUGGAAACUGGGGCAACGGAGGUAUGUUUGAUGCGCUGGAAAAACUUUCAGCAAGUGUCUCAAGUGCAUAUCAUCGAGCUUCUGAAUUUAAGGACCUUCAUCUUGGUGACCUUCAUCUUAUAGAAAUCGAAGAGGAUCAUGAUGAACAAACCAAUUAUGGUAAUGCUCCUCAAUGGGUGGCAUUGGCUGUUGUACAAUCAUACAAUCCUAAGCGUAAAGUUCCUCGCAGCAAUAUCUCUAUUCCUGAUUUGGAGCGUUGCCUAUUAAAAGCAUCAUUCUCAGCUGCCCAAAAUUCUGCUUCAAUCCAUAUGCCACGAAUUGGGUAUCAAGAUGGAUCAGAUCGGUCAGAAUGGUAUACCGUUGAGCGUCUUCUACGGAAAUAUGCUGCUUUAUAUGGCAUAAAGAUUUUUGUGUAUUAUUUUCGACGUUCAUCUUGAGGCCGGAGGCUGAACAGUGUAUUUAGCAAUUGCCACUAACAUAUCCAUGGUGUUGUAUCUUUUAGAUAAUUGACAAUGAAUUAUGUUGACUUCAUUCCAUGUUUGUGAACGUUCCAACUUCACUUUCAAUUUGCCGUCUUUGCUUUAGCUGGAGUGUUUGGAAAUCAGCCUUGUCAAUAGGGUGUUUGAAUGCAUAUUUUCCUUUACAGGUACAGGUGAUAUGCCGUCUCCAAGGAUGUAGCUUGGGAAGUUUAGAAGCUGAAGGCUUAUUUUUGUUGUUACCUUUUUGUAUUAUAUGUAAUUCAAGCUAAGGGCUUAAUAUGUUAAGAGUUAGAGCUCUCUUUUGUUGUAACCAAGUGUUGACUUGGAAAGUUGUAAGCCCGUAGGGCAUUUACUUUUGUUGUUAACAUGUAAUAUUUUUGUAAUGAACACUCUGAUAAAUGAAUAUAUGUUUAUUUCUCCUA